ACCACAGUGCAUAUUGUUUUAAUUUAUAUCCGUGUAGUUCAAUUUGUAUCGCUUUGCUUUCAAUUUUGAAUCUGCGAUUAAAUCGUACUUGUACCUUUAUUAAAAGCCUUUAUUUUGAAGCGUCAUGUCGAUUAUCAUGUUCUGUGCGACGUCAGCGGAUGUUGAUGUGACGGGACGUCAUGAUGGAAUCGUCAGUGAGCACACAUGGGGCAGAAGACUGCCCGGUUAAAUGUACAAAAGUAGAAGAUGAUUUUGUUCCUUCAAAACUCGGAACGAAGGAGUAUUGGGAUGAUGCUUAUAAGAGAGAGCUGGAGGCUUACAAGGAUAUUGGAGAUGUGGGAGAAAUAUGGUUUGGUGAGGAAAGCAUGGACAGAGUGAUCAGAUGGAUGGAAGCACAAAACAUACCUGAAAAUGCUGCUAUACUUGACAUUGGAACUGGAAAUGGGAUGUUCCUUGUGGAACUGGCCAAGCAUGGUUUUUCAAACCUCACUGGAAUUGACUAUUCCAAAGCUGCUGUAGAGCUCACUGUAAAUAUUCUGGAAGAGGAAGGCUUAAAAAAUGUUAAAAUUCAGGUGGAGGAUUUCCUGAACCCCAGCACAGAAUUGAAGGGUUUUGAUGUAUGUAUAGAUAAAGGCACAUUUGAUGCCAUUAGUUUGAGCCCAGAGGACAGAGAGGAGGCAAAAAAGCGCUAUGUGAACUCUUUAAGAACUGUAACGCAACCAGGCGGCUUUUUCAUCAUCACCUCCUGCAACUGGACCAAAGAGCAGCUGCUCCAGAUAUUCACACCUGGGUUUGAGUUGGUACGAGAGCUGCCAACCCCCCGUUUUCAGUUUGGUGGUGUGACGGGUAACAGUGUGACAGCUUUGGUAUUUAAACGGAUUGACUGAUCCUCAACGUUCUGUUUUUUGUAAUAUCAGUUAUGUAAUUUUAUAAUAAACUGUUAUGAAAAAAUA
This is a messenger RNA of Labeo rohita (rohu), 953 nucleotides long. It is a transcript of the gene eef1akmt2, whose product is annotated as EEF1A lysine methyltransferase 2. Gene Ontology annotation, biological process: peptidyl-lysine dimethylation; peptidyl-lysine monomethylation. Lineage: Eukaryota; Metazoa; Chordata; Actinopteri; Cypriniformes; Cyprinidae. Gene Ontology annotation, molecular function: protein-lysine N-methyltransferase activity. Bases 180 to 887 code for a protein of 235 amino acids. The transcript has 6 exons. Gene Ontology annotation, cellular component: cytoplasm. The record is from RefSeq and is a predicted model, not a curated record.